CUUUAGAUCAUACUUAAUUUAGGGUAUUAAAUGCCUUCUCAGUUUUCUACUUUUCUGAUGGCUGUACUAAGCCCUAUAUAGUAUAUAAUAUAAAUAUUUUAACCUUACAUUUACAAAUUUAUUUAGGAUCAUAAUCUUUUAAGUUUGAUUUAUUUUAACUACCUUCUUAAAAUAUCAGUUUAUGCUUUUAUCCUGCUUAUUUUGAUUGUUUAUGGAUUAGUACAAUAUAGAAAAAUUCAUAUGUUGUAAAAAUAUUUCUUUUACAAUACCUUCUAUUUUAUAUAUCUGGCAUUCUAGCCUACCAUAAUUAGAGAUUCUUUAAACUUAAUUAUGUGCAGAAAAAUUGAUAACGAAAACUAUGUAUAAGAAAAUCUAUUAUACAAAUGUUUUACAGAUGAUUAUACUAAGUUUACUUAUAAAUUACUAAUGCCAGUUUUAUUUGCAUUUGCUUUUAUUUUACCUCUUAUACUUUGCAUCUUUACUAAAAGAAAUUUAAACAAAGAUUAAAAAUCUAAGAUAAAUUAUUUUAUGACUUAUCAAUACAAGUAGUCAUUUUGGUUCUGGGAAUGGGUCAAGCUAAUAUUAAGGUCGAUAUUUUUAAUGACUGAAUAAUUUCUUCAAGAUGAUUAUAUUAACAGCUCUCUCGUCAUUAUCCUUCUGUUGUGCUGCUAUGGAUAUUUUUUUAAAAAAACUCUUCCUAAUUAGUAUGGUUUACAUAACUAAAUUGAGUUUCUAUUUUUAAUAGGUACUGUCCUAUGUAUUUAUGUCUCACUCUUUUUAAAGCUGAAUGAAGAAAACUAAACAAUAACUAAAAUUUGCUUGUCGAUAAUUUUCUCAGAUUUUUUUAGUUUAACUUUAAUAAUUACAUACUUGAUUAUUUAAGAUAGUAAAUAAAAUCUCCCAACUUAUUUUUUAUACCUAAAGAUUUGGGUUUAUAAAUAUUUAUGUUUAAAUAACUUAAUUUUUUCAAAGCAGUAAAGAAAAGCACUAAAGUUAAAAAUAUUCUUUUUAUCUUAUUUAUCUUAUAUGAGGAAGUCAGGAUACUUAAGCAAUUGGACAGCAAAGUCUAAUAUUAAGUUAAGGGCAUGUAUUUUAGGAAGUGAUUUAGAAUUGCAAAUAAUCACUUAGGAUCAUAAAUUGCUUAAACAAAAUAAAUUUAGCAAAAGAUCAAAUACAAUUUAAAUGGCAAAUCUAGAAAAAAAUCAAUGAUUUAGAAAUAUUCUAUUUAUAUAAAUAUUUAUUUUGAAUUUUUAUGUUUGAGUAAAGGUU
Tetrahymena thermophila SB210 is the source of this 1269-nucleotide messenger RNA. RefSeq names its product transmembrane protein, putative. NCBI's taxonomy places the organism in Eukaryota, Ciliophora, Oligohymenophorea, Hymenostomatida, Tetrahymenidae. The transcript is spliced from 3 exons. The record is from RefSeq and is a predicted model, not a curated record.